GCAAUUUUUAGUUAGUUACAAGGCUUAUUUGCCCUUUCUCACUAAAUAAUAAUGCACCCAGAAAUCGCCGCCAUCCAACCAUGGCUGCUGCUGCUGCAUUUGCUGAUUGCCGUUUUCCUGUAUGCCGUACUUUCGCCGAGAAAUCUCGGCUUUUCUCUUUCUCACGGAGCACAAUCACGUGCUCACCUCAUCAGACAAGUAAAGUGUCUGUUGCUGCUUCUGUAUCGUUCACCCAACUUCGAGGACUUGGUUUCGCUGUCGAGAGGAAUCGAAACCGGUCAGGUUUUUCACGGAACUCGGCCGUCCGUCAGUUGACUGGUUCUCUCACCGUUGCAGAGGGCCUCCGAUUUGCGAUUGUGGUGGCACGUUUCAACGAAAUUAUAACGAGGCCACUUUUGGAGGGGGCUUUGGAAACUUUCAAGAAAUACUCUGUCAGAGAAGAAGAUGUUGAUGUUGUAUGGGUUCCAGGUAGUUUUGAAAUAGGUGUGGUUGCAGAGAAGCUGGGAAAGUCAAGAAAGUAUCACGCAAUCUUGUGCAUCGGUGCUGUGAUUAGAGGUGAUACUACUCAUUAUGAUGCUGUUUCUAAUUCAGCAGCAUCGGGGGUGCUUUCAGCAGGUCUAAGUUCAGGUGUUCCUUGCAUAUUUGGUGUCUUGACAUGUGAAAAUAUGGAACAGGCAUUGAAUCGUGCUGGAGGCAAGUCUGGCAAUAAAGGCUCUGAAGCAGCGUUGACAGCGAUUGAGAUGGCAUCUCUGUUUGAGCAUCACCUCAACAAUUUACAAUAGGAGUUUUCCCGAAAUUGAGGGGUGUAUGGCAUACCGUGACUUAUGCAGUGGCAACAUUUCCAUCUCUACAUUUGAUAGCUUCUUCAAAAAUGUAAUUUAUGUUGUACCAACUACCAACUGCCAAGUCAAAUCCCGGUUUCAUAGGAAUAAUGGAAGGGCAUUGUUAUGAGGAUAUGGUAACCCCUUAUUAGCUUAUCAAUCAAAUUUUUACAAACCACAACUUUUGAUAUUGUUUUAUGAAAAAAUUCCACUUUUGAUCUCAUGACUAUUAUGCCACUUCCAUAUUAAUCCCCUGAGUUUCAGUUUAAUCAAAUGUAGUCCUUG
This is a messenger RNA of Cuscuta europaea, 1106 nucleotides long. The record is from the annotation of a GenBank genome assembly. Lineage: Eukaryota; Viridiplantae; Streptophyta; Magnoliopsida; Solanales; Convolvulaceae.